AUGGCUGAUGUUAAGAGCAGAGGGGGCUGUCGGCAGUCUUUUCUGAUUGUUUGUUUCUGUGUGCAGGGUUUCCUGAUCGGCGCCCGUCCCGAGAACGCCUGCAUCCCGAUCGACCCCCCUCCCCUGCGGGACAACCUCAGCAGCGCCUUCAUCGUGCUGAUCAAGCGCUUCGAAUGUAACUUUGACGUCAAGGUCCUCCAUGCACAGAAGGCUGGCUACAAGGCAGCGAUUGUCCACAAUGUGGACUCUGAUGACUUAAUCAGCAUGGGAUCCAAUGAUCUGGAUAUUCUGAAGCAGAUAGACAUUCCCUCAGUGUUUAUUGGUGAAGAAGCGGCCAACUCUCUCAAAGAGGAUUACAUCUAUGAGAAAGGUGGUCAUGUAAUUCUCAUGCCGGACUUCAGUUUGCCUCUGGAAUAUUAUCUGAUCCCAUUCCUCAUCAUUGUUGGAAUCUGCCUCAUCCUCAUUGUAGUUUUCAUGAUCACAAAGUUUGUACAGGACAGACAUAGAGCCAGGAGAAGUCGCUUACGCAAGGACCAGCUGAAGAAACUCCCAAUUCACAAGUAUAAGAAAGGUAAGACGCCAUCAGCCUAUCACUGCAAGUGUGUCGACCCAUGGCUGACCAAAACCAAGAAGACCUGCCCCGUGUGCAAGCAGAAGGUCGUGCCGUCUGACGGCGACUCCGAGUCCGAGUCGAGCGACAGCGAGGAGAACGAAGUGUCGGAAAACACACCCCUGCUGCGAUCUCUGGCCUCCACCAGCGCGCAUUCCUUCGGCACCAUGUCCGGCUCGCUGUCCCGCCCCGAUGCCGAGUCCUCGGACUACGACGAGCGCAGCGACACUACCGACAGCGAGGAGGAGGUUACCGUGGAGACUGUGGUCGUACAGCUGCAGCAGGGGCGUCCCGACAACAUGGAGGCCAGCGCUUGAGGCGUUAGCCGCCGCUAACUCGAACUCUCAAUGAGAUUCCAAUACAUUUCACCGUCACUUACAGAUUAUCGUCACAAACCUGUUCGGCAAUACUAUGCAGCGAAAUUUUAUAAAUCAUGAUUUCCCCCCAAAUGAAGUGCGCAAAUUUAGCCAACUUGGAUGUCACCUUUGGGAAUGUCGUUAGCGCUUGCUGCCAAACUCAUCUCAAACCUGUAUCCGAUCGCAACCAACUGCAUGUUUUAUACGACACCAUAAGACUUUAUUAGCGACACUGACAAUACCGUUUUAGUUUUGAUCAUUAACAGCGGAGCCGUUCUAUACACCAGUCACUCAAGAGAUCUUGGAAGUGUAGUUAGGUAUAACACAUUUAUAUACUGUAAGUAGGAAGUAAGUUGGGUAAGUAGAUUCGAAGGGUUUUUUGUUUGUUUUUUGAUAACACAACGUGAACUGUUACCGAUUGUCUGGUUGCCUUUUAAUGUUGCUUUACUGUAAAUAUACCUUUCUGCUCACCCUUGUUUCUAAAUAGUCUACAUUAAUUUCUCUUCAUGAAUAAAAUACUACACCUUUUGCUGUUUGUGUGUCGUUUUGUCAUCCAGCGCUUUGCACAUGGUUUUAAAGGUUCUGUAUGUAAUUUUUUUGAC
Messenger RNA from Sinocyclocheilus anshuiensis, 1568 nucleotides. Its product is annotated as E3 ubiquitin-protein ligase RNF13-like. The record is from RefSeq and is a predicted model, not a curated record. NCBI's taxonomy places the organism in Eukaryota, Metazoa, Chordata, Actinopteri, Cypriniformes, Cyprinidae. Bases 1 to 927 code for a protein of 308 amino acids. The transcript has 7 exons.